GUGCACAAAAAUAACAAUAGAACUCUGCACCUCAGGACUCUCUAGAGGGAGGGUGGGUGAUACUUGGGGGCGAUGGCGGGGGAAAAGAAGCGGCAUCUGAUGAUGCAGAAUCUCUUUGGAGAUCAAUCUGAAGAAGAAGAUGAAGAGGAGGCCGAACUGGUGCAAGGCUCGGAGAAGAGUCCCCAGGGAUACGCUUUGGAGGAAGACGGUGAAGGGAUACAUGAUCUAGAGGGGGAGGGGGAAGGGGAAGGUGAAGUUGCAGUGGAGAGGGAAAGUGGUGAUAUGCAGGAUGGGAAUGAGCAUGGAGAAAGUGAGUCUGAGAGCAACCAGAGCGUUGAUCAAAGAGAAGAAAGUCAUGGGCGAGACAGUGAGGCUGAUGAUGAUGAGGAGUACAGUCAAAGGGUUGCGACUAGUAGGAGGCAUGAUGUCAUGGACAAUGGAUCAGACAGGUCAGAGAACCGCUAUGCUGAUGUUGGUGAUGAAGUAAACCAAGCAAGAAGUGAAAGUAGAUCCCCCUUGGAGGAGAAAGAUGAGGUGCAAGUUUCAAACUCGGCCCCAGAGAUUCGUGAUGUGUUUGGGGAUUCUGAAGAUGAUAUGCCAACCAUUGGGAACUCUGAUGAUGAAGGGCCGGGUAGGUAUGAUGUUCAGAAUGAAAUGGGUGAAGAUGAAGAGCCAACUAUUGGGGACUCUGAUGAUGAAAGGCCAACCAGGUUUGGUGUUCAGAAUGAAAUGGGUGAAGAGCCACAUCAGAGAUCCCCUAUUGAAGAGGAAGGUAUUUAUGAAAAGGAGUUGGGACCAGAGGAUAUGGUGCCUGAUGAAUAUGGUCAAUAUGGAUCUGAAGAAGAUCAUGUUGAUAAGAAACAUAAGGAAAAACCCAUGGGUCCACCAUUAGAGCUCGAAAUUCCACUGCAGCAUCCCCCGGCUCUUCCAGAAAUGAUGCACUUAAUUAAAGUUUCAAAUAUAAUGGGAAUUGACCCCAAGCCUUUCGAUUCAAAGACAUAUGUGGAAGAAGAUGUUUUUGUUAAAGAUGAAUCUGGAUCUAAUAAGCGUAUUAGCUUGGUGAAUAACAUUGUUCGGUGGAGGGAAGUCAAAAAUCCUGAUGGGAGAACAUCUAUAGAAAGCAAUGCACGCUUUGUGCAUUGGUCAGAUGGCACUAUUCAGCUGAUGAUUGGAAAUGAGGUUCUUGACACAACUAUUCAAGACGCACAACAUGAUCAAGCACACCUGUUUCUUAGGCAUGGAAAGGGAAUACUCCAAUCACAGGGGAGGAUUUUAAGUAAGAUGAAGUUUAUGCCAUCAUCUUUGUCAUCUAAUUCUCAUAGAUUGUUGACUGCUCUUGUUGAUUCUCGACAUAAGAAGGUUUAUAAGGUCAAGAACUGUGUCACUGACAUUGACCCUGAAAGAGAGAAGGAACAAAAGGAAAGGGCUGAAAGUCAAAUGAUCAGAGCAAGCGUGAGCCUUAAUCGGAAGAAGGAAAAGGUUAGCCGUAAAUACAUGCCUACUGUUCGUAGAGAGCGGCAGUUGUCACCAGGCUUCCUGGAGGAUGGCCCUGAGGAGGAAGAGGAGACAGAUUAUUACGAGCCUCGAAGGCCUGCUGCUCGUCAUCGCUUUGAUGAAGACCUUGAAAUGGAGGCUCAAGCAGAGAGGCGAAUCAUGAAUGCUAAGAAAAGAGAGAUUCCUAGAAAAACACCAAUUUCAGCUGCAAAACCUUCGAAACGCCCCAUAGAUUUCUCUGAAAGUGAGAAGGAGGAGUCUGAGUAUGAAACUGAAGGUGAAGAAGAGAAGGUUGAACACGAGUAUGAAGAGGAGGAACAUGAACAAGAAGAGGAAGAGGCAUAUGAAGAAUCAGAAGAUGAGGUUGAGGAGACAAAACCAAAGGGUAGGGAGUCUGGAGUUAGUCUUAAGCGAAAGGGAAUUGAGUCUGAUGAGGAAUCUCCUCCAAGGAAGGCAACAACUCAUCGGCGAAUGGCAAUUGUUUAUGACAGUGAUGAGGAAUAAGACAUUCUUUGCCAAAAUAGUAAGGAUAAAUGAUGAAGAACAACAGUGCUAUUAAAUGGUUUCAGCAGCCAAGAGACUCAGGGUUAAAGACAGAGAUGAAGAGGCGCUUCUGGGCUGCUAAUAUACUUGAGAGUAUGUGUCAAAUUUUAUGCAUAUCUUCCACCAGUGUCUUCUAUUUGUAUUUUCAUUUAUAUCCACAUCAGUGGAGGAGUUAUAACGUACUUCACUAAGUUUUACACUGUCUAGCGAUUGUGGUGUGUGCUGGGUGGUCUCCAUCAGUUUGUAAUGUGUUGAAUUUAAUGUCAAAUGACAUUUAUAUAUAACAACUCCAGACCCGUGACCUACCAGGAAAAAUUAGAGCCACAUUUUGUAUCCGCUGCCCGCCAGGUCCAUCUUUCAUUCUUUUGUGUUCCGAAAUCUGAAGUCAGACUCACUCGAUGCGGAAAUAAAGAAUUGAACUCUUCAGUAGAUGUUUUUAUCUAUAUUUAUGAUCAAUUCAAAUUGGCACAAUAAAUAAAAGAGUUAAGGGCCGAAUGCCAAACC
Messenger RNA from Cuscuta epithymum, 2541 nucleotides. Lineage: Eukaryota; Viridiplantae; Streptophyta; Magnoliopsida; Solanales; Convolvulaceae. The record is from the annotation of a GenBank genome assembly.